Cariama cristata (Red-legged seriema) is the source of this 806-nucleotide messenger RNA. RefSeq names its product MAP kinase-activated protein kinase 2-like. Gene Ontology annotation, biological process: response to cytokine; inflammatory response; toll-like receptor signaling pathway. The annotation marks the transcript as partial. Gene Ontology annotation, molecular function: mitogen-activated protein kinase binding; calcium/calmodulin-dependent protein kinase activity; ATP binding. Gene Ontology annotation, cellular component: nucleus; cytoplasm. Lineage: Eukaryota; Metazoa; Chordata; Aves; Cariamiformes; Cariamidae. The transcript has 11 exons. The record is from RefSeq and is a predicted model, not a curated record.
AUGGUCAAAGCCUCAGCAUUUGCCCGGGCGCUGACGGCACCAGCCAGCAUCUCUCCAGAAGCCCGCUGUGCCGGUGAGAGCGGGCAGGUAGUGCAAUGCUUCCCAGGAGAAACUGGUGAGAAACGGGUGGAAAUGCUGCAGGACUGCCCGAAGGCCCGCAGGGAAGUGGAGCUGCACUGGAGGGCAUCGCAGUGCGCGCACAUCGUCCGCAUCAUGGACGUCUACGAGAACCUCUACCAGGGGAGGAAGUGCACGCUAUCUGUAUUGCAGAUCUUGGACGGCGGGGAGCUCUUCAGCCGAAUCCAAGACAGGGGAGACCAGGCCUUCACAGAACGGGAGGCUUCAGAGAUAAUGAAGAGCAUUGGGGAAGCCAUCCAGUACCUCCACUCGAUCAACAUUGCGCACCGGGAUGUGAAGCCGGAAAACCUCUUGUACACCUCCAAAAGGCCCAAUGCUGUGCUAAAACUCACGGACUUUGGCUUUGCUAAAGAAACUACCACGCACAACUCCUUGGCCACUCCGUGCUACACGCCGUACUACGUGGCCCCGGAGGUGUUGGGCCCGGAGAAGUACGACAAGUCCUGUGACAUGUGGUCCCUCGGCGUCAUCAUGUACAUUCUGCUGUGCGGGUCCCCCCCCUUCUACUCCAACCACGGCCUGGCCAUCUCGCCUGGCAUGAAGAAGCGAAUUCGAAUGGGCCAGUAUGAGUUUCCCAAUCCUGAAUGGUCCGAAGUGUCGGAGGAAGUUAAGCAGCUGAUCCGCAACCUGCUGAAGACGGACCCGACCCAGCGGAUGACGAUAACGGA